AUUAUUUUUCAUAACCUAAACAUCAAAACAAAUUACGUUUUUAUUAGUCUCUAGAUUUUAAUAACGAAAUGGCUUUGUUUCCUGCUUACGCUGCUGCAAAUUUAACGGAAGUGACAAAGACUGAAGCAGAGAAUGUUUUGGAAAAUAUGAAAUUAAGUUUUAGUACAAGUUCAAAUGUACCAGAAACCACAAAUGUUGAAGAGAGGAGCACAAAAAGUAAAAAAAAGCAUAAGCUUAAAAAAUAUAAACAUAAGGAAAAAUCUAAAAGUAAUAAGCAAAAGGACUGCACAGAGAGUCUUGCGAAGAACAAUCCAGAUGCAGAUGAUGGUUUUUACGAGGAUAGAAGUAGAGUUUUAGAGUUUUUCAAUGUUAAAAGAAUUGCGAGACCUUCAGCUCCAAAAUACAAAUUAAAGGGCACAAUUGGAUCUGUACCUUACAACAAGAAAAUGAAGACAUUUAAGAGGUACUAUCACUAUAUAUUGGAACGAAAUGUGUAUGGAAGUGAUAGCGAAGAAGAUAUUGAAAAGAAAGAUGACAGGUUUAUGAAUAAAAAGGAUGAAGUUGCAUCUCCAAAUAUGCAAUCUGUACAAGAGGAAGAAGAAAUGAAGAAGUUAACAGAAUUUUAUAAUAGAUCCUUGGAUGAGGAACCAAACAAUGUGAGUAUUUGGUUAAAGUACUGUGAUUUUCAGAAUACAGUCUUUCAAUUUGAAAAGAAUUUUAAAAAGGGAAGUAUUGCUAAGGGACUUAGAGUGACAGCAGAGAGACAGUUGAGUAUACUAGAUAAAGCUCUGCAAUUGAAUCCAAACAAUGAGGAAUUGUUGAGAAGGAGACUGGAUAUUGCGGUUGGUGUUUACCCUUCAGAUGAGCUGCAGUCAUAUAUGGAGAACUUGGUGGAGAAAGAGCAGUCAAACAUAAUAUUGUGGCAGGGCUAUAUUGAGGCCACACAAUGCUCUAUGUCCCAUUGCACCACUCCAGCUGUAUUGAAUAAGUAUAUCAAGUGUUUGCAAACUCUUCAUAUUCUUAGAAGGAAUGCAAAGCUAGAUAAAGCAAUCCUUGAGGAAAAUAUACUAAGGAUUCUGUUUCAAUGUGGUUUGUUUCUCAAGCAGUCUGGACUUUUUGAACAGCUAUGGACUUUGCUACGUCUUUAUUUGGAACUGAAUUUAUCCGCAAACUUCGAUAUACAUUCAACGUUUAAAGAGAACCAACUACUUGAGUUGGAGGAACUCGUGCUGACAUCACAGUUACCCAUCCAUGAGUUAUGGUUGCGUAUUGAGAAACUGCGCGAGGCUUCGCAUUGGGUUCCGCUACGAGAGGAAUGCGAAGAUCCUCAAAGAAUAGUCUUCCCCGAAGAUGUUUCCGAACUUAUACACCCGAUUACCAUGCCAGGUAACACUCUGAAGUUAACAGUAACGAUUUUAACGCUGCUUAAGAUCCCUUUGCUUCCUGGUCGACAUACUGCUAUGAAGAAAUUCGGAAUUGAUUACGUCCCUUGGUCUUUGGACUCGAUCGAAUCUCUUUUGGGGGUUUACCUUCCCAUGUAUCCGAUCAAUUUGAAAAACGAACUGUUGUCCAGUUUGGACCGUUUAUCGGUAGGCCCUCAAUUUUUGAGGACAUUCCCUGGGCAAGAGGAAUACUUACAAUUUGUGCAGAAAGUAGUGAAUCUUUGCAUUGAUAACUUGGAAUCUGGCGAGAAAAAUGCAGUAUGUAUUUGGUGGAUGCGGUUCAUUAGAGUAUUAAUGGUAAUUGAGAAGCGAAAAAUCCUUGUGCUAUCUGAUGCUUUCAAGAAACAGCUUAAAGCCGACAUGAAAAAUCUUUUGAAGGCGAAUUCUACAAAUACGAUCCUUUUUCAAGAAUAUGCAUUGGUUGAGUUUGCACAAGGCAAUUUUCAAGCUGCGGAGAAAGUACUGAAAACUGCUUUGAGCAUGUGCAGAGACGAGAAUACGAUUUGUUCCAUAGUUCGAAGUUUAAUCGAAAUAAGCUUGAGUAAUAACUGCGAAACGGCAUCGAUAAUGGAGUAUUUCUCGAGCUUGAUUAGUGGAUCGUCCGAGGUGAUCAAGGCUGAGUUCCAGGAGCGGAAGGUCGAGGCUCCGGAUAAUUACACGAAUUCAUCGCAUCAAUUUCUACCGGAUUACUAUGUAGAUUGGACGAUUUGCCACGCGUGGUUUGUGUAUUUUACAGAAUCCACAGCCGCAUGUCUGAAGGUUGUGGAGGAGGCGAUGAUUGGAGAGAGCGAUUGGCGUAGGGAGAUACUGCAGGAGUUCUUCGUUGCUGUGCUCUACAAGGAUUGUACCGAAAAACCGGGAAGUAAUUUCUUUCCUGCAUUGGAUAAGGCCGUUAUCAAAGGCAUAGAGGAGUUUCCUAAUAACCUUUUCUUUUUGAACGUCUUGGCUGAAGUGCAGCAGCUUCACAUGUGCAGCGGACAACCCUGGUGGAAGAUUAGGACCGCUCUUAUGAAGACUGGUCACUCUUUACCAAGUUUGUUUUUGAUUUUGAUCACGCAGCAGCGGAUUGAUAGCGUUACAGAAGGAUGGGUAGAUACCAUCACUGGUCAAAUAGUGACACAGGAUAACGGUCAAAAGAAUCGACUUUUAGCUUUGUUCAAAGAGCUGACCAAGAGCGACAUGUGCACGAGGCGGUGCGGUUUAGUCUGGCGACUUUACUUGCAAUUUCUUUACUCUAAUUAUGAAUCCAAGAUCUGCAGAGACGCCUACUAUUUAGCCGUGGAGGAAUGUCCUUGGCUUAAGGCGCUGUACAUCGACGCCGCAAUUUACAUUCCCGAAGAACUGUCGCAGAUCCAGGAUCUCAUAAUAGAAAAGCAGCUCAGGAUCCACGUGACGCCAGAGGAAUUGGAAGUGCUGCGGAAAUAGCAAUAAAAUAACACUGUCUAAUAACUAUAAGUUGUGAUAAUAAUUGUUAAGUAAUAAAAUGUAAUUGUCGUUGUCGGCGAAUUUUCGCGUUUCGGGAUAAUAAUGGAAUUAUUGCCUGCAGGAAGCGGAAGCGUGCAAUUUGCCUUUUGCGGCCCGACUUGCAAUUACUACGUACACACUUCUUUUCUUCUAUGUAAUUCAAUUUCUGCUUGUUUUUUUUGUGUGUGUAUCGCUGUUUCUCCUCUCGCCCGAUUCCCAUGUACUUUUUUCAUUCCAUCUUGGCCCGGCCAAGGUAAUUGAAGACACGAUUAUACUUGCGAGCUGCCAUUAGGUGCUAACGAUUCAUAUAUAAUAUAUAUCGUACAUAAAAUCGGAUACGUGCGAGUUUUU
This is a messenger RNA of Nicrophorus vespilloides, 3257 nucleotides long. Its product is annotated as protein NRDE2 homolog. The coding region runs from base 69 to 2867 and encodes 932 amino acids. Gene Ontology annotation, cellular component: catalytic step 2 spliceosome. The transcript has 3 exons. Gene Ontology annotation, biological process: regulatory ncRNA-mediated post-transcriptional gene silencing; negative regulation of RNA catabolic process. Lineage: Eukaryota; Metazoa; Arthropoda; Insecta; Coleoptera; Silphidae. The record is from RefSeq and is a predicted model, not a curated record.